AUGGUAGCAGCGGCUCUACACAUCGGUAUGCGUCGCAAAAAGCUGCGCGUGCGCAUUCCGUACCGUUGUAAUUAUAGCACUUUGUUCGCCGCCCGACGACGCCUGCGCUUGUGGACGCAUAUUGCAAUUUGUAACACAACAAAAGCAGAACAGAAUAAUGCAAUCAAAUAUAUGGACAGGUUAAAAAUGGAGUUGAAAUCACCAAAAGCGAAAAAAAAGUCAAGCAUAGAUAAGCUUAUAUCGUGGGGCCGAAUGUUCAAAACGCCUCUGUUGAUACUUUUUUUAUUAGGCACCACAAACUGUGAGCGGGAAAACGACAAUAAUGACAUUGACAGUUUACAAAUUCAUAAUGGCGUACAUAUUAGGCAUAUACAUAAAAAUGAUACAGACAGAAAUACUAUGAGUGAAAUUAAGUAUUUGAAGCGACAGUUAAAUAGGCAUGUGGUUAAUUUUGUGAUGACUGAUGUAUUAGUGGACGGUGAAGUUGAAAAUCGAAUUCAUUUCAAUGGCGUCUCAGCUAAGGAGACCUCUGUGGCAGCGAACGGACAAGGACUCAAACUCCGUCAGCUGACCGACGGCCGCCAUCUUAUACAAGUCAUCUACUCUCAAAAUGGUGACUUACAAGACUGUGAAUAUAUAACUCAAGAACGAACAGCUAGAAGCUUUCUCAAAACUUUAAGAAAAGAAUUAAAAUCCGCUUUAGAUGAAAAAAUAUACAGCUUAAAUAACAAAAACUCAGAAAAUAUAGAAGAAAAAUUUUACCGCCAUUUUGGUAAUGUCAGUUUCCGAAUACUAAGGAAAAAUGACAGUUUACCGCCUGACAUAUCGAGUUGGUUGCAAUAUGACAAAUUGAAAAUGGAAUGUCUGAGGAGACAUGAAGAAAUGAAGUAUAUGAUAGAGAAUAUAAAUAAAACUGGAGACUCUUCGUUUGCUAGGUCGCGGAGAUCCUUGAGGGAGAAUUUCAUACUGCCGGGGACGAAAUGGUGCGGGGCUGGGCACAUCGCUGCUCGGUAUGGGGAACUUGGGAUUGACGCAGCCGAAGACACUUGCUGUAGGGCCCACGACCAUUGCCGGUUGAACAUCGGCAUGUUUAAACGAAGAUUCGGAUAUUUCAACUAUAGACCUUACACUAUUUCGCAUUGCCGAUGCGAUAGGAGACAAAAGCGAGACACAAUGGAGUUGCUCCGAGUACCUGGCACCAAGUGGUGCGGAAAGGGUUUCUCGGCAACGAGAUACUCUCAGCUCGGCAGCUACACCAGAACUGAUCGCUGCUGCAGAGUUCACGAUCUUCGAUGCCCUUUCUGGAUCGGUGCUAUGGAGAAGAAGUAUGGAUUCUACAACUGGCGCGUCAACACUCUAAUGCACUGCCGUUGUGACGAAAGGUUUGUCUGUUAA
Molecule: messenger RNA, 1395 nt
Organism: Arctia plantaginis
Lineage: Eukaryota; Metazoa; Arthropoda; Insecta; Lepidoptera; Erebidae
Source: the annotation of a GenBank genome assembly